This is a messenger RNA of Pichia membranifaciens NRRL Y-2026, 902 nucleotides long. RefSeq lists its product as hypothetical. The coding region runs from base 24 to 902 and encodes 292 amino acids. The record is from RefSeq and is a predicted model, not a curated record. Gene Ontology annotation, biological process: spliceosomal complex disassembly. Lineage: Eukaryota; Fungi; Ascomycota; Pichiomycetes; Pichiales; Pichiaceae. Gene Ontology annotation, cellular component: spliceosomal complex. The transcript has a single exon.
GCCAUCCAGACUGAGAGGGCCCAAUGGAAAGAUCUUCUAAGAAAGACUACGAGUGGCUGAUAUCGAGGCGGAGAACAGCGUAUGAGAUAUUGGAAAUUGAAAAAAAUGCCACUCAAUCUGACAUCCGAAGGGCUUAUCGAAUGAGAGCAUUAGUGGUUCAUCCUGACAAAAAUAAAACAAUAAAUGCAGAUGAAACGUUCAGAGAGGUAGUUGUCAGCUAUAAUGUGUUAUCUGAUCUAGAUCUGAAGGGACAGUAUGAUAAAUAUUUGCUGGACCAAGCCAAAGUUUUGAACUCCGAGGAGAAAGUGAACAAAGUUAACAAAAGCUUCCAAGCAUCUAGGUUUCGGACUGAAUUGAAAAACAAGGAAAACCAGCAUCGAUCAGAGGUUGAGCUGGAAGCGACCAAGAGACGGAAGAUUGAUGAGCUUUCUGAAUGGUACGAUGAUUACGUGAAGAAACAGUCAAGAGGAAUCUCCAAGUUUCAAAAAUUUCCGGAUGGGCAACACAGUAAAUACACAAAAAGAAGCAUUUUUCCUACGCUUACACUGAUAAAAUGGAAAAAUAGGAAAGGAGUAGAAUUUGACAAGUCUCUGAUAAUGAAAUUGAUGGGAGUUUUUGGUACAGUUGUCAAGGUUUCGGUAACGGAAACUAACAAAGCUAACAACUAUCAUUAUGCCCAAGUUGAAUUCAAAUCACCUGCAGCAGCCGCUCUUGCUGCUACUCAUGACUUUUCUGUAACUGCGGAUUAUUGGGAUGCAUUGAACCUGCGGAAAAUCUCGAGUCUUUUGAGAGAUGUCCAGUUGGUAGACUACGACAGCAAUGUUACUGACCAACUCAAUGAACGCAAAUUGUCCUCCUCAGACUACAUAGCUUAUAGUAUUAUGAAAAGUCAAUACGUGUAA